Ichthyophthirius multifiliis is the source of this 2661-nucleotide messenger RNA. RefSeq names its product kelch motif family protein, putative. Gene Ontology annotation, molecular function: protein binding. The transcript has 2 exons. The record is from RefSeq and is a predicted model, not a curated record. Lineage: Eukaryota; Ciliophora; Oligohymenophorea; Hymenostomatida.
AUGAUUGGAAAGAAGAAAUAUAAAGUAAAGAUAUAAAAAUAUAACAAACUAAUAAAAUAUAUAUAUAUAUAUAUAUAUAUAUAUAUAAAUUAUUACAUAUAUAUAUAUAUAUUUAUUUAUUUUUACUAAUUAAAUAAAGUAUAUGAAGGUCCUAGAAAUUAUUUAUGGAGAAGAAAUGCCUUUCAUUUUUACGAUCCUCAUAAUAAAUUUAUAUAUUGUAUAAAUGAUUCGAAUAAUAUAUUCGAAAAAGGAAUAAGAUAUUCUUAUUUUGACACAUCUUUAUAAAAUGGAGAUUUUAAAGAAGGUAACUUGCGUUUUGCAUGUUCUACAGAAGAAAUAUAUGAAAGUUUUAUAAACUUAACAAUGUAAAUAUAAUAAGUAAAUUAUUGUACGGAAAUAUAACAUGGGGUUUUUUUAAUGCAUGCUUCAAAAAACAUUUAUACAUUAGAUUUUAAUUAUAAAUGCUUUUAUUCAUUUAGUUCUUUAAAAUAAUUAUAAAAUUAUAAAUUAAAUAAUACUAAUCAUCCCCGCUAAUAUUAAUAUACAUAUAAAAUUUUAAACUAACCUUUUGAAAUAAAAUUCUACAAUUAAUAUAACUUUGGUUCAAAUGUCACUUUUUAGUAAGGAUUGUUACAUAUUUUAGGAAGAAAGGAAAUAGAAACUGUUCUAUGUUCUUAUGAACUUUUUCCAUAAUAAGGAACUAUGGUAUUAAGAAAAUGUAAAUCUUUACAUUUCUUUGAAGAUUUAUUAUAAAGAAUUCCUAAAGAUAUACAAGAUAUUGUAACUUAUUAAUAAAAAAUAAAAACUAAUAAUAUUAAAAAUCAAAAAAACAUACUUUAUGAAUAAUAAUCUUAAAUAAAUAAAAGCUAAAAAGAUACAAAAGAUAUAAAAGAAUAAAAUAUUUAAAAAAAAAAUACAUCUAAAAACAAUAUAUAUUCAAUGCGGAAAAUUAAAAUCUAAUCAUUAAGUGAUUUUUAAAACUUUGUAAUUUUACUAGAAUAAACUAUAUAAACAAAGCAUUUAAUAGGAAUUAAAUAAUGUUAUUUAGAAUAAGAAGAAAUUUCAACUUCAUCAGUGUAGUACUAUGUUGUAUUAAUAGAAGAAUAUUGUAAAAUGAGUUUAAUGGACGAAAUAUUACAACGCUAGAAUUAACAAAAGCCAUUUAAAUCAAAACAUAUAGCUUAUAUUUUAAAAGCAGUAUUCAAGACAAUUUUAUGUCUUCAAGACAUAAGUAUAUUACACGGAAAUAUCGUACCUAAAUUUGUCUAUUACACAAAUCGAGAUGAAAUAAAAAUUGCAGGCUGGUAUUUGGAAAAUAGAAGUGAAUUCUAAAAUGAUCUUUACGAUGCUUGCACAUUAAUAUAUCAAACCGCAACAUUAAAUUUUGAUGAAAAUAGCGAUUUUGCACUUACUAAUGAUAUUUUAUAAUUAAAUAGGAAUAAACUGGAUGAAUAUCCGGGUCUUUUUUAAUUUUUGAAUAAUUGUUUGAUUAGUGCAUAACAUUAAUAGGAAUAAAUAGAUGUAGAUUAGUUAAGUAUUUAGAUAAAGGAAGUUUAUUAAUCAUUAUAAGUAAAAGAAUUAAAAGAUUUAAAGAAUGGACUUAUUUCGCUAAACAAGAGAAUAUUUUGGAUUGGAUACAAUUCGAAUUAUAUAAUUACAAAUUUUUAUGAUGAUAUUGGUUUUUGUAAAACUGAAGUUAUUUAAUAAAAUCAUAUUCCUUAUAAAUUCUCUAAAUAUAAUAUGUUUGCUUUUGAUGGAGAAACUACUAUGUAUAUUUCUGGAGCUUAAAAAGAAGAGUUUAAAUAUUAAACAUUUUAUUCUUUGGAAUUUACAUAUGUAAAUUAAUCUACAUCUAGAUUGAGAAAAUUAAAAGAUAUUCCUUUUGCGUGUUUAUCCCCUACUUUGUUGUGGCUAAACGGUUGGGUUUAUUGUAUUGGGGGAUAUGAAAUUUAGUUUGAUGGUUCGAAACAUAUUAAUAAGAAAGCUUUUAGAUAUUCAAUAAAAGAAAAUGAUUGGGAACAAUUAGCUGAUAUUCCUAUUGGAAUUGUAAACUCUACUGCUCUUUAAUCCUAGAAUGGUCAAAGCAUUUAUCUAUUAGGAGGUAUAUCGGAUGAUGUCGAAUUAAGAAGAAAAGAAUUAAAUGUUAUUAUUUAUAAUGUAGAAUAUGAUGAAUGGAGCUUGAAUGUAGACUUAUCUAUAAAAAGUCCCUUUGUAAAUAAUAGGUUUAUUAAACCUGUGGUGGAUUAAAUUGGGUUUAAUAUUUUUCUUACUGUUUAAAGAUCUUCUGAUAAAAUCAUUAUAAGAUUUUUUGAACUUGAAAAAGGAGGAAUAAAUCUAAAAUUCAUUAUUGAUGAUGAAAGGGAUAAACUAUUAAAAGAUUAAAUUAAAGAUUAAGAUGUAUUUAAUGAAUAUAAAGGUUUAGAAUAUUAUUAAGCUUUCUAAGAUGAAUUAAGUAUGAUUUUUAUCAAGGAUACUAUGUAUUUCUUUGAUGAGUUAACUAAGAAUCUUGUAAAAGUUAUCUUUGAUAAUUAUAUAAAUGUAAGAAUUGAAAAAUAACCUUGUGGGAUUAUAGGAAAAGAAAAAAUUGAACAUGAUUAAGUUUCUUAUAAUGAAAAUCAAUCUAAUGAAAGCUUUUAUUUUAAUGGAGAUUAUUUUAGUUGA